This is a messenger RNA of Microtus oregoni (creeping vole), 1011 nucleotides long. RefSeq names its product leukocyte immunoglobulin-like receptor subfamily B member 3. Gene Ontology annotation, molecular function: inhibitory MHC class I receptor activity. Bases 1 to 1011 code for a protein of 336 amino acids. NCBI's taxonomy places the organism in Eukaryota, Metazoa, Chordata, Mammalia, Rodentia, Cricetidae. The record is from RefSeq and is a predicted model, not a curated record. Gene Ontology annotation, biological process: cytokine-mediated signaling pathway. The transcript has 3 exons.
AUGUUGGGGAUCCGUGAAAGGUUCUGGGACAAAAAGCUUGUAUUAAAGGGGGAGUUCUGGGGAACCAAUUGUCAAUUUCUUUCAGGGGUCCUCUCUAAACCUACACUGAGAGCAGUGCCAGGAAAUGUGGUAGCCACUGGGAACCAGGUGGCAUUCUUGUGUGAAGGGCCCUCAGAGGCCAAAGAAUAUCGUCUCUACAAAGCAGGAAGUCAUGAAUACCUGAUACCAACAGCCCUUCUAGAAACUGAGAAUAAGGCCAAGUUUUCUAUCUCUUUGGUUCAAUGGAACAAUGCAGGCCAAUAUUGGUGUUCUUAUACAAGCACCAGUGGCUCAUUAGAAAACAGUGACAUCGUGGAGCUGGUGGUGACAGUUGACCCCAGCAAUGUCACUCUGUCAGCCAUUCCCAGCCCUGUGGUGACUUCAGGAGGGCGAGUUACCCUUAAGUGUGAGUCACAAGAGCCGUAUAAUAUGUUCAUUCUAAUGAAGGAUGGUGAGAAGUUUUUGAGUCCUAAACCCUCACAGAAAAUAUACUCUGACAUAUUUAGAGCCCUGUUCUUGGUGGAUCCUGUGACCCCCAACAAGAGGUGGAGGUUCACAUGCUAUGGUUAUUACUUGAGCAGCCCUCAGAUGUGGUCAGUGCCCAGUAACCAACUGGAGCUCCUUGUAUCAGGGACCCUUGAAAAGCCCACCAUAUGGGCUGACCCAGGCUCUGUGAUCACCUCAAGGAGUUUUGUUACCAUCUGGUGUAAGGCAACACAACCAACCCUAAUCUAUGUGAUAUAUAAAGAGGGAAGCCCAGAUCCUCGGGACCAACAGAACCAAAUAGUCUACAAUAAUAAUGCAAAUCUCACCAUUUCAUCUAUGACAGAAUUGAAUGCAGGGAGAUAUCACUGCUACUCAUACACCUCUGCUGGAUGGACAGAACGCAGUAACAGCUUAGAGCUGGUGGUGACAGGUGAGAGAAACUCAAAAAUCCUUGCCCCAGAAGUCACUCUCCUGAAACACUGCUAA